AUGAGGCUUUCCCUGGUCUUGGUUUGGAUUCUUUUCCCAGGCUGCUGGGCGGUGACGGGCCCUGGGUCAGUGCACGGGCUCCCGGGCGGGUCGGUGGCUGUGCGGUGCCAGUAUGAGAGAGGCUACGAGGAUUACUUGAAAUUCUGGUGCAGAGCAGGAACUGUGUGGUGUUCCAGUGGUCACAUCGUUGAGACCAAUGGGUCAGAGGCCAAGGUGAAGUGGGGCAGAGUCUCCAUCCAAGACAAUCACACCCAGCGCGUGUUCACUGUGACCGUGAAGAACCUGACACUCGCAGACACCGGCACGUACCAGUGCGGGGUACACAGGACUUUGCUUCCUGAUCUCAGGGACACUGUGAACGUCACCGUCUCCCCAGGUAAAUCCCUGCUGUGCUCCCCCAUGGUAAUGGCAGGAGUAUAG
Molecule: messenger RNA, 420 nt
Organism: Terrapene triunguis (Three-toed box turtle)
Lineage: Eukaryota; Metazoa; Chordata; Testudines; Emydidae
Product: CMRF35-like molecule 1
Exons: 3
Coding region: 1-420 (139 amino acids)
Cellular component (GO): plasma membrane
Molecular function (GO): transmembrane signaling receptor activity
Source: RefSeq, a predicted model, not a curated record